Messenger RNA from Aureobasidium subglaciale EXF-2481, 501 nucleotides. RefSeq lists its product as uncharacterized. The record is from RefSeq and is a predicted model, not a curated record. Gene Ontology annotation, cellular component: cytosol; endoplasmic reticulum. The transcript is spliced from 2 exons. The coding region runs from base 1 to 501 and encodes 166 amino acids. NCBI's taxonomy places the organism in Eukaryota, Fungi, Ascomycota, Dothideomycetes, Dothideales, Saccotheciaceae.
AUGACAACCUCAGUAGCUUCAAAGCGACUGUUUCAAGAAUACAAGCACCUUACCCAGGAUCCACCAGAUGGCAUCACCGCUGGCCCAGUCGAAGAAGACGAUCUCUUCGUUUGGGAAGCCUUGAUCGAAGGACCUGAAGGCACUCCGUACGAAGGUGGCAUCUUUCCCGCCGAGCUCAAAUUUCCCAAGGACUACCCACUCAUGCCGCCGACCAUGAAGUUUCUAUGCGACAUCUGGCACCCCAAUGUUUAUCCCAACGGUGUUGUCUGCAUAUCCAUCCUUCAUCCUCCCGGCGACGAUCCAAACCACUACGAACACGCCUCUGAACGCUGGUCCCCCAUCCAGAGUGUGGAGAAGAUCUUGAUCAGUGUCAUGAGCAUGCUAGCAGAGCCCAACGACGAGUCCCCUGCCAAUGUCGACGCUGCGAGAAUGUGGAGAGAAAGAAGAGCCGAGUUUGAGAAGAAGGUCAGACAGGAUGUCAGAAGGUCAUUGGGUCUUUGA